AUGUUUAACUGUAAAUUUCAAACAUUGAAUCAAAUUCAAUGUCAUGUAGACUUAUUUUCUUCAAUGUUAUUUGGCCUAUUUUUGUUAACCGUGUUUUCUUUGCUAACAUGCUCAUCAGCUCCAUCAGGAAUAAGACUGAACUCGACGGGUAUUAAGAGAAAAGUUGAACCACAAGCGCACAGUGCAGUCCAACAUUUAAUCAUUGUAAGACUUUGAGGCUGCAACCAAACUUGAGCAGGUUAGAUAACACAUACACAUAAUUUUUUACUGAGAUGGAUUAAAAAAACCCCACAGAUUUGUAUUUUAAUUAGGCUUGAUUUCCUUCUAGUCUUGUUCCUCCCCGAGAAGGCUUAUUUUCCGAACAACGGCUGUAAUCGCGCGAACCUGAUUUGAUUUUGCCUUUUUGGAGACAAAUAUUGAGUGGCUAAACAUAACAUUUUUUAGGGUCACAAGAUUAAAAACCUGGUAACAGUUAUACAACAGCAACAAGGAAAACAAAUAUAUCAACUGCUAGAACCGUCAAGAAUAAAGAUUUUUUCGAGAACAGUGAACUAUUUUCAACUCCACAAUACCCUUCUGCUUUGGAACGUGUUCAACUAGUAGAAGUAGUAAUCAUGUUGACUGGUGGAUAUAUAUCGCUGAUAACCAAGCCAAUUCAAUCUCACCGAUUUUGGGACUUCACCACUGUUGUUUCACCGACCUUCGCGCUUGCAAAAAGAACGCCUAUUUAUUGCAGUAAUCUCUUUCCUCCCCUCUACAUUUGGGAUCCCGGUGAAUCAUGAAUCGGAAUUCAGUUUGCCAACCGAGUUGACUGACGGCGUCAAACUGCAGUUAAAACAUUUGUGUCCAUUUCCAAAUACAAAAGUUAUUUCUAGGGCGAAGGCUGAAUAUAAUUUUAAUUCUUUUAUUCGUAGAUGCCUGAAACUAAGACAGGAAUUCCCUUGUGGAGAAAAUACUUAACAGUGGAACCCGUAGUAUUUUUCUAUUUCUACGGCUUUCUAAUGUAUCUUCCAGUCUCCGGAAUAUACAUAUAUCACCGAGUUAGCGAUAUGAAACGCUUUCCCUACCAAAACUUCAGCCAGCAGGAUGGUGGGUGCGGCGAUCACGAGGAUUUAGCAACUAAUGAAUUGUGGGAACUUGAACUGGAGGUAAGUUAAGUGAAAAAUGGGAAAUGAUUAAAUUCCACCAUGCGUAACUUGUUUUCUCUUUUUGCUGCAUUAGAGAUAUAUUUCACUUACAGUGAAUCGAAAACAGGAAGGACCUAAAUUCCCUCUUUAAAGGGGCCGUGAUCUAAAUAAACUGCUCUAACGAAGAUAUUUGACCAAAUUCAGUAAGGAAGCACUCACUACCAGCUCCACGGUAUGAACAGUACCUUAUAUACGCACGCGCACAGCCAUUUCACCCUAGCGGAUGCGGCGGCGAUGGACAGCUGUUUCGUCCUCAUCACAACCAGGAGCCCAGAAAGGACUCAUCAGCAUGGCAUAGCCCCAGUGUGCGCUGUCUUGCUGAAUUUGGUCUUGAACGAUAAUUACCUUCACAAAUUCAGUACGAAGCAAUCCUGAAGUCCGCGUUUUCCAAUUUUAAAAGAGCAUGCGCUGCAAAAUUUCAAACUUCGAAAAUUUAAAUGACGUGAAAGCUUCGGUCAAGGCGGUUUGAAGGGCUUCUCUUGUUAGCUCCGUUCUCGAUGAAAGAGAACUUGCUAUCCGUAGUUCUAUGUACUAGUCUUUGAAUGGAGAUACGAAUUAGCGGAAUUAUGUUUCAAAGACUGACUUAAAGAUAUUGUUAUUUUAGGUCCAAACGCUUUCCUCGAAAAUUUAUUUGGCCCAAAAUCUUGUUGUGACGAUCCCCUCCCUUCUUGUGGUGCCCCUUUGGGGACCCUGGACAGACAAAGGUGGCAAGCGAAAACCUACCCUGCAGGUAGGCAUCUUAGGCGCAUGUCUGGACCUCACAGUUCUUUUACUCGUGAUGUACUUCAAUUUGUCUGUGUACUUCCUCUUCCUGGGCGCGGCUAUAAGUGGAUUCUCGGGAUUCGCACCGGUAAAAUGGAUUCUCAUCGCUGGAUUCGAAGAAGAGAGAACUUUUCGAAUAGGUAAGGGUAAUGACUGGCGGAUUUUUGCAACGUCUUACAUCUUUUGCAUCAAACGGUUUUUUUGUCAAAAAUGUUUCUAGUGAAGAAGAGCAACCAGAACUUUUUUCGAAUAGGUAACACAUUUUUAAUUUGAGCAAAGCGAUCAAAAUAUUUAUGUAUAAUAAUAUUGUUUGUCCUUUCAGAAGGUUCAAAUACUGCAAGGCAGGAAACUAAAACAAGGAGAGCUAUUCCGGAAUGGGAACUUGAAAGGAAAGGGGCGAUAAAGGGUUAGUCCCGGGGCUAGGGCAUUUCCGUAGGUGGCAGCUGCGCCAGAAUGAUGGAAAAAAAUGUAAAAGUAAUAGAUAAAUGAAUAAAAAAAUGAGAGGAAACGAGAAGAACAUAUGAGAUAACGCUUGGGCACCCAAUGGAUCUGCUCCGCAAAAGAUCUGUUCCUCAGGCAAUUUUUUGCUGGCUGGGAGAUGUUUAAGUAAUGAUAUGCCCCUGGAAGGAAAGUGUUGUAGGCUCUGGCUGUUUGAGGGUAUCCGAUGUGUAGAAUAGGUGCUAUGUGUUCUUUAACCACUGAAGGGGUGAAUUGCACCCUUCGGUCACACCCAUUGUCCUACUGAGCCCUUCCCCCAAAAUUAAGGUCUGAAUUUUGCCCUAUGACCACACCUAAACUGGCCAGUUAUGUCUGUACAUAUGUCUGCUGGGAAAUUUAACUUCCCAGUAAGUUAGGUUGCAGGUUGUUGGUGCACCUUGCUGGCUCUUCACUCUUGCAUCAGUCUUGCUGGGAAUGAGGAACAGAUACAUUUUUCCCAUCAAUCUCCCAAAAUAGUUAAAAUGGUUUCAGGAAGCUUUAUUCAUGCUUUGUUGUUGUUUUUAGGUCUUUUCCUCAAAAUUUCCUAUUGGUUGCCCCUGAUAACGCGUUUAAACACACUCAAAACUCCAAAAUGAUCUGCCGUGGUUACUUUGCGCGUUAUUUGAAAUCACCGCGGCGUUUAGAAAUUUCUCCAAAAAAGAGAGGAAAGCAUAUUGGAGCAAUUAAAGCUCAUUCUCUAUUGUUUUGAAAUAAAAACUUCCUUGGCAUAUUUGCUCUCUUUCAGCAUGUGCAGUGUAUGAAUAUAUAUAUCUGCCGGUUUGUAGCUUCCUCGUUUGUAGAGUUAUUUUAAACGCUAAGGUGUCUUCCUUUCGAAAUUGCAGCCGUUCUUUAUAUGCAGAUUUUUCUGGCUGGAGUCAUCAGUCAAUUGACUAGCGGUCUAUGGAUAGACAAUGUCGGUUUCAUCCCGUCAGCCUGGUUUAUCUUGGCCUGCUUCCUUCUCGCUGGGAUCUGGACCCUGUUUUGCGUCCCUGAAAGUCGCACAACCGCCGACAACACCCCGGUGCGCUUCUUCAGCACUGAAAAUAUUAAGAGCUUCUUCAACUUUUUCCGGAAACAAAGAGAGGCUGGACGAAAGAAUCUGUUGCUGUCGAUGGUCUGUUCAGGCUUGUUCUUUUUGGUAACAGUUGGAGUAGACGGGGUUAUAACUUUGUACAUAUUGAAGAGUCCUCUAUGUUGGAAUGCAACCUUAAUUGGGUAUUUCUUUGCAUUUGCUUUAUUUCUCCGUGGUUUUGGAAGCGUGGCUGGCGUGAAGUUCUUCGGGCGUUGUUUUAGGGAGUUGACAGUUGCACGAUUUGGCAUGGUUUCUUUGGCGUUGUCUAUGAUCAUGCUGGCCUUUUCAAAUCGGACCUGGUUAGUUUUUGUUGGUGAGUAAGAAAUUCUCUUCCAUGGUAUAAAAUAUAUAAAUAAUAAAUAACGAUUUAGAUGUAGCUUGUCUACAUAGUGGUUCUUCAUCUACCGGUACCAUUCCUGGUCGAAUUGGAAAUUGGAAAUGUUAGUUUUUUGACAAAGGAGAAAACAGGAGAACCAGGAAAAAAUUUUUCAAAGCAAUAGAGAGAACCAACAACAAACUCGACCCACAUAUGGCGUCGACGCCGGGAUUUGAACCCGUGCCACAAUGAUGGGAGAGGCGAGUGCUCUUACCACUGCGCCGCCCCUUGGUGUCGAUCAUUAGGGGCUUUAAGGUCCAACUACGCGACGGCAACAAGAACGUCGCUUAAAAAGUGAAUUUGCGUUCUUUCAGUCUUUAUAGCGAUUAUUCCUAUCCACUUACUUUGUCAACUGUUGGCGAACUCUCCUAAAGCUGAAUUUAAGCUCAGAAAGGAAAAUAAAAUUUCGUCGUUGCUUGUUUACGUUCUUCUUAAAACGCGAAAUUAGGCAUUUUCACGUCGUAGUAGUGCAAAAACGGGAAAGAAAUGUACAAAAAAGUGUAAUGCACCAUGCAAAGUUGUUGUUUUUUCUUAUUAACCCUAUUGUUUUUAUGAUGUUCUCGUUGCUGUCCGCGUCGUUGGAUCGUAAAGUCGCUUUUUGAGUUUUCACAGACCUUUGUUUUUUUUUUUUCCAGCAAGUGCAGUAGGAGUCUUUGGUGCUGUUCCGGAUCCUAUUUUAGGAGGUGGCAUGUCAAGAAUAGUUGGAGACAGUGAACAAGGUAAUGAAUUUAUUAUCCCAUGGACAGACUUAUCUUAAUUACUAGCAGAGUAUAGGGCAAGGUCAGUUCGUUUCUAGAGGCCACAGUUUUAUAUUUAUUAGCUUUUAGCUAUUUAGUGUUACAGUCACCAUAUAAAGUGUUUACUUACUUACUACUUGUACUAACUUGCUAAACAACUAGGCUUACUUCCUUUAUUACUUACAACAACAACAACAACAACAACAACAACACACAACAACCGGGCCAAGUUUGGUUUGUCACGGUAUUGGGUUUUCCCUAUGGAAGUUUACUUGCAGCUGCUUACAGUACCUAUAUCUAACUACUAAAUAACUUACGUACUUACUUACUUACUUAUAGGCCAUAGAAACGACGUCAAAAUGUCCCGAAACUCAAGUGGUUUCACUGCAAAGUUUUAAACAUUUUCACGUCAGUCCGUUGGUCUGUUAGUCUGUAAGAGUAAAAAACAUCCCUUGCGGAAAAUUGUUGUUUAGUUAUUUUUCACAACAGUUUAGGGUUUUUUAUCCGCCAUAACUGGUGAAGGGUGAAGUUUCUUCCAAUUUCGCGGCCGAGAGACAGAGAAAAACAAAUUGCGCCAUGAUCAUUUCAAUUCCCGACAGUUAUCAGUGUUUUAGAACUCAUCAUGAUCCCCUUUCUAGCGAUGCAAAGGUUCCUAAGUGAAUGUAGUUGUUCGUUUCCUAUCUCUGUCUAAAAACCCUUUUAAAAAAACAGUGUCCCCUAAGUGUUAAAUCUGUAUAAGUUCACUGCUUCUUCAUUCCCCCCUUUAGGUGUCUUGUUUUCUGCUCAUGGAGUUGUUAGUGCUAUUGCCCAACUGGUGGGCGCCUUGUUGUUCAAUUCUGUGUACCAGGCGACUCUCAGUUUAUUCCCAGGCUUGGUUUUUAUACUUUGCGCGUUGCUGGUGUUAAUUCCCUUGCUGCUUUUGAGGUAGUAUAUAGUUUUAAGACUUCGUUUUAUUUGUUGUUCCUUAGGCACUGUGCACUAUUUUUCGCUUCUUUAGAUGGAUGUCACCACUAAUUCGACAGGAUAGUUAGCUGACAGUUCCUUUUUUUUUUGUACUUUUGACAGUUUCAUAGAGCUACCGCCCAUUAAAAUCAACGACCUGAUGGCUGGAGAGAACUACGAUUUGAAGGGAAGAAAUGUUCAUAAAGAAAUCGCCAAUGAAAAUGAUAUAAAGGCAAACCAGGUUGCUAACACGGUCUUGUAAUACGAAGCAGUAGCUAGGAUCUGCUAGGGUAAAUUAAAUAUUGUAUAAAAAUAUUAUUAGUGCCGCGAGGAAUUUAAACGCAGGCCAGCUCUGAUCUAGAUCGUUAGAAGUCAUUAAAACCAAUCAAAAAACAACCAUUGCAAACAAAAUAACCAAAAUAACAGAGAAAAAAAAUGAUACAUGAGAACAUAAUUACAUGAUUUUGGUACUAGUUGUUCUUUUUCUGUUACAACAGUCUAGUGCAGUCCCCAUGCGAUGAGGCUCUGCUAGAAAUGGAAUCUACUUUCGCGUGGUAAUGUCACCGUGAAUAACGAGAUAGCGGUUUCGCUCGGUCAAGGAGACAAGCGCGCCUGGGAACUAAGCUGGGCUUUCAGCAAGUCAGCGUGCAUUUACAGACUAAAUUAAACAGUCUCCCGAAUUCACUUGACAUCCUUCUAGUAACCACUGUUUAUGAACUUAAUUAAACUCUUCAAAUUCAAGUAUGGUGCUUAUUGAUGAGAGACGCUUCUAAUUAGAUUAAAUAACAACAGGCGGGGAUGUAGGACAAAUACUGACCGAUUUACUAAACUAAAGCCGAAGGUGCAAGCUUCUUCGGAUGGGGGGGAGCGGGUUUGAUGCGUCACAGGGACAUUUUUGGAUUUUAACUCCCUGGAGUCCCCUUUCCCGGUUUUCUGAGUCAUAGACCUAUUCGGCUAACUCAAUGUUGUACCCAAUUCAAAUCUCCCGGGGAUAAGAUUCUUUGUGUAUUGCAUUUGCAUUAUAAUGUGGCAUUCACAUUUAAAUGAUAUGGAAAUUCCUGAAACAAAAUGUUUUAUUCCCAAAGGGUUGAAUUGGGUACAACAUUGAGUUAGCCGAAUAGGUCUAUUCAACAACAACAACAACAUAAGCUUUAUUUGCACGACUGUAAUUAUGUAGUUACAGUAUUGCAAAAGCUUUAAUAUAAAAACAAACAAACAAACAAACAAAUCAUAACAAUGAUAAUGCAAUGAUGACUGUAGUCAAUCAAGUGUCAUCAGCAUGACUUGAUAACAAAUUAUUACGUAAAUCAUUACAUAAUGAGACAAAUUUCAACAAAUGUGAAUUUACGGAAAAACUCUGUGAAUUCAUCAAUUUAAUUAUUAAUUCUGUGUAAGAUAGCUGAUCAAAAUCGACAAAAUUUUGUUGGAUUUGAUCGUAGAAUUUCUCCCUUGGGAUUGAGUAUUUUGGACAAUGGAAGAGAAAAUGAAAUUCGUCUUCAAUUAUACCAGAGUUACAAAUAGGACAGAGUCUAUCGUUGCGGGAAGUUUGAUUAUAUCUUCCAGUUUCAAUCAUGAGUUUGUGGUUACUUAUACGAAUUUUCACUAAAUCUUUCCUAUUCGCAGAAUUUCUAAUUAAGUCUAGAUAACUUGAAAUUUUAUAAUCAUGUUUAAAUAAGCUGUAAAAUUGUAGUUUCUUAGAAUGAUGGAUUGUAUGUUGCCAAUAUGCAAUAUAUUUUUGUUUUAUUAUAUCUAUAUAGUGUUUGAUCUUAGCUUCACUUAAAUUAUUAGGAUCAAAAUCAGGGAGGUCAUAAUAUUCAGAUAUUUUCAUAAGAUUAUUGUAAAAGCUAUUUUUACCAUUACAGUGAAGUUCUAGCGAAGUACGAAAGGCUUGUUUAACAAUAGUAUCCUCGUUUUUACGCUGAAGAUACAAUAUGUAAUAAAGGAUGUUUUUAUAAAUAUUAAUAAUUAAUGGGAACCGUCCCAAUUCACUUCUACUUGCAACAUUUGAAGCUUUAUUGCUUAUUUCUAGGUAACGCUUGCAAAAUUUCAAGUGGGUUUUUUCAAUUGGGGUAUUGUCCCAAGCUUUAAAAUCAUGUUUUACAUAUACACCCCAAAUUUCGCUAUUAUUUAACAAUUAUUCUUUGAAAUCGAGGUGAAUAGUGGCAAAAUAUUUACCGAGACGCGAAAGCGGCGAGGUAAAUAUUCCCAAAGCCACUAUUCACCGAGAUUGAAAAGAAUAAUUGUUUUAGUAUAUACACAUGAAGUGAUCUCAACAAAAUCAGAGAGGAAACCAUUCAAAAGUACGAUUUGAUUGACAGAUCAAAUCACGCGUAAGUUUAAAAAUAGAUCUUUGCAGAAAUUUCAAACAUGGCAAUUCACAAGUUUAUCAUUUCGCAAACAACAGCGUAAUGGCUUAAAUGGAACCGCUAAAAGUUUGAACUGUUUCCUUACCUGAGAAGAAAAGUAGAGCUGUGUUGUUUUCUGUUGACUCGCCACGUUUAUAGCCAAAAGGGUUUGUUGUGUCGUUCUUCGCAUGAAGUGCUGACAAAAAUGGCGGCUCAUUUGCUCGAGGUAAGACGUCGUCUUUCUGUAUCAUUCUUUUUCCUGUUUACUUGAAACGUAGAAUUUCUGCAAACAUUUCCUUUUAAAUUUGUUUGUCAUAAAUAAACUUCGAUUUUUGAGCCAAAAUUGUCUUCUUAGAAAACGGAAACGGCUUCUUCUACGCGAAUACACGGGAGUUGUAAACAAUCCAUCGAGCACAAAACUCCUGCUACUACUGAGUGCUACAGUAAAUUGAAAAACGCCGUAUUGAAUCCUUCCAAGUCUUUUCUUGCCUUAAAAAAAGUCAGCCCUAGGAUUCUGUCGACUUUUAAAAGAUCGUUCUCUAAAAAAUGGGAAAAACACUGAGCUCACACAUUAUCCACUCGCUAGGAGGUGAAUAUUGUUGAAUAGUCCGAGAUAGCGAACCAAUCAGAUUGCUUAAAUCACCAAGAUCACUGAGUGUGUAUAUACUAAAUGAUAAUAUCGGGGAAAUCAUCGUUUCAAAUAUUUUGCAAGCAAGAGAAGGUUUAAUUUGCUAAAGUUUGUGUGUUUUCUUAAACUAAAAAGAGCAUGAAGAGCCUUCUCCUUCAGGUGUUCGAGGGAGAUAUUAAAAUUACCGGUUGAGGAGAUACGGGUUCCUAAAUAUGUAUAUUCAUGGACAGUAUCAAUGGUUUCUUUACCUAUAUGGAAUUCUAGAUUGGAGUUUUUCUUCGCUCGUUUUUGAAAGACCAUAACUUUGGUCUUUUUGGAAUUUAUAUCUAACAUCCAAGAGUUGCAAAAAGAGGAUAAUGUGUUGAGACAGUUCUGCAAUCCGAUUUUAGAUCGUGAUAUAAUAAUUAAAUCAUCAGCAUAUAAAAGCGAAUUUAAUUUGGUACCAUUUGGAAGGAUGAUAGGGUCUGAUAAAGUAUUUUGAAAUGCGGACGGUAGGUUAUUAACGUAUAAAUUGAAAAGUAAGGGGCUUAAAAUACAGCCCUGGCGUACGCCCCGUGAGAAGCUAAAAGAUUUUGUUUGACUCGUACCUAUUUUCAAUGCACACGAAGAGUUUGAAUAUAGGUUUUGGAUUAACUUAUAGAAACAUCCCCCUACACCAAUUUGUAAUAAUUUAUAUAAAAGUCCGUCAUGCCAGACUGAGUCAAAGGCUUUUCUAAAGUCAACAAAACAAGCGUAUACUUUCUCACCGUGACAGUGUACGUACUUGUCUAUAAGAGUUCGUAAUGUUAGGAGGUGGUCUGAUGUUCGAUUUUUAGGUAAGAAGCCGAUUUGAGACUUAUGGAGUAUGUUCAGCGAAGUGACGUGUUCAAGAAGUCUUUGGUUUAGAAUUGAAAAGAACAACUUUCCUAGACAACUAGAAACACAAAUCCCGCGGUAAUUUGAUGGGUCAUUUCUUAUGCCAGAUUUAAAUAUGGGAGUUAUAAGACCGUUGCACCAAUUUUUAGGCACUGUUCCUAAGUUAAGAACAGUAUUAAAAAGUUUAUGGUAAACAGGUAGCAGUGUUGGUAAGCUAGCUUUAAUCAUUUCGUUUCUUAUUUUGUCGGAGUAUGCAGAUUUGUUAUUCUUUAAUUUUCUUGCUGCCUUGCUUAUUUCAGCUUCUGUUAUGAAGUAAUCUAGAGGUCGUGAUUGCAUUAAGACGUCUUCUCGUGUUCUUAACUCAUUGACAACUUUCUGUUGCUCAGAAGUAAGUGGCUUAUUAGAAUGUAGACACUGGAAAUAAUUCAUCCAAUUCUCUUCUGCAAUUGGUGGAGUGUCUUUGUAUUUUAUAGUGUCAUCCAUUGAUUUUAAGCAAUUCCAAAAAUUUUUAGUAUCCAAAUUGUACGUUGUAUCCUCUAAUUCUGAGAGUUUAUUGUUGUAAUAUUCAUUUCUUUUAUGUGCGAGUAGUUUCUUAUACUGCUGUAAAACAAUAUGAUAUUUUUCACGUAGAGUGGUAUUUAAGGGAUCUCUGUGUUUUUCAUUUGACAAUUUCCUUAAUUCGUGUCUUUUUAAGCGACAUUCCUUAUCAAACCAUUUUUAUUUGAGCGUGAAUAGGUGCGUUUACGUCGUCUCGUCGUUCUUAUCUUAAGGCAUCGUUUUGCCGUUGUGAUAAGAAUAUUUUCUACCUGUUCCGCGGAGGUGUUAACAUUUUUAGCUGAAUUGAUGUCAUUUAAAUAUUCGUGAAUUAUCAUUUGCAAAUUUGGAGAUUGAAGAGCUGCUUUGAAUUUUGGUGUAGAGUCACUUUCCCACGUAAAUUGUUUUGGUAAUCGUGUUAAAGUAUCACUCUCUGGUGAAGGAUCUUGAUUACGAAUAUCGGUGUCAGUGCAUAACCAGGUCACCAGUGGACUAUGAUCCGAUAAAUACGAGGGCUCUUUAACAAUAAAGUUUAGUAUGUGUGAAAAUAACGUUUGAUCACAUAUGGCAUAAUCAACGACACUUAUUCCAGCCUUUCCAUGAAAUGUGGCUCUUCCUAAGGAGUCUCCACUAACUCUACCGUUAAGUAUUCUAAGAUCUGCGCUUCUGCAGAUUUCAAGAAGGCGUUUGCCGUGAUUGUUAAUGUUGUUGUCAAAACUAUUUCUAUGAGUGGAGCCUGAAGAAAGAUGGGACUGAUCAUUGGUAAUAAUGGUGUUUCCUUCUUGGCUUACACAAUCCGAAUAUUUUCCUGUUCUAGAAUUAAAGUCACCCAUGAGAAGAAUCGAUCCUUGAGAGUAAAAAGUUUCAAUGUCGUUUUCAAGAUCUUCAAACAUUUCAGGGAGAAAGUAUUUUGAGCCGUUAGGCGGAAUAUAGACGCCACAAACAUAAAUAUCUUUUGAGGUUUUUACGUACUGUUUGCUAAUUUUGAACCACAGAAAGUUCGAAGUUAUUUUUUCUAUUGAUACCCAAUUAUGGAGUUCAUUUUUGUAGAGUAAAGCAACUCCUCCUGAGUUGCGACCAUUGUUUCCUAAUUUUGAGGUACCUGAAACUAUCGAUCGAUAUCCUGUCACGUCGAUAAUCGUCUCCUUCCAGGUCUCACAAAGAAUCACGAAAUCAAAUUGACAUAUCAAAUUCAAACAUUCAUUAUUUUGCAAUUUAUCACCAAGGGGUUUAGCAAAGAUCCCAUUGAUGUUCCACGAAAAGAACGACAGACUACCAGUCGGGGAGCGAUUCGAGCAAUCUGCCAACAUUAAUGAUAUCUUAUGGCAUGUUCUAAUCGUAUCCUAGUAAAUAAUUAGGUAUUAUUUAGAGUAAGGAUUUAAUUAUUCUAAAAAAAGAUAUAAGUUCCUGAGGGAGUUCAACAUGAGAGUCUUUACCCUGGUGAGGUUUACUGUACAUCUGCCAGCCUGUAGUGAAGUGAGGAGGGAUCUGUGGCGCGGGCGGUUGUUGCUGCCUUUGAAAGUGCGAGGACUGGUGGUUGUCCACCUCCCAGUUCAUAGGUUGCCGGGGGAGUCUUGGUUCACCGUGAGAGUGUAAUGGUGACGGGUGCUGCUUAAGGUCAGUGUUCUGAGGAUUCUUGACAGCAGCGCUGUAAGAACUGAAUUUACCACGGAGAUAUGGCGGCGGCGAGUGUGGCACUUGUUUCUGGAAAGGACGUGGUUGUUUAGCUCUACCGCGGAUUGUAUUCACUAGAUUAGCGGCAAAGACAGGAUAUUGGCCAGGUCCAUUCUUCAGAAGAUUGUCAAGGAAAAGCUGAAGGAUGAGCCAUCCACCCUUCCACGCAGGUAUUCUAUGUGGAUUAUCGUCUCGUGAGAAAGAAGAAAAGAAGCUCUGCGUAGGAGGCUAAAGUAGCCUAGGUAUUUUUGGCCGCACUCGCAGUUCAAAUGAAUUUUAAAGGCAAAGAGGUGAACUGGGAUGACCCCGUGGGAUGGCAUUCCGGGUUAAGUUAAGUAAGGUUGAAUUUCGCAUGAAUUGCCAUAUAGAUAAAUUUUUACUAAAACCCUUUCUGACUUGUCGCAAAACAACGGUUUACUGUUCAGCAGUUGUCAGCUGUUUGCCGUCUUUUUUGUCGCAACACUGUAAAAUGACUCAAUGCUCGAUGUCAAGAAUGCAUGGGGCACACAGUGAGAAAGCUGGCCAAUUCGGGAGAGUUCGUCACGUGGCAACAGGAUAUUACGCAAAUGUUGCUAGUCAAUAUCAACAAACAACAGUGCAACGUACGGAGGUCGACAUUGAGUAGAAAGUGUUGACAGGCCUUUGGCCUCAAAGUAUAAAAGGACAGCUACAGCGGCGAAUUUGACGACCGGCCGGGAGGAUCCAUUCAAAAUUAGGCUUAUUUCUAGACCAGCUAAACUCAACCAGUGUCUUGUAUUCGCCUGUUAUUCAUUAGUCAGUUUCAAGCGACUAAAACUGCUUGCAUUGAAAAGCCCUUCGGAGGACCAGUAACAGCUAACUACGUCAGAAAACGAAUGAAAGGAAAAUGGGUCAACGGAAGAACGGAGUACAACAUAACAACCUGAAGAAGAUAAACGCUGUGGUAAUGGGAAAAAACGGAGUUGGAAAAACUGGUAAGCUAAAUUUAAUAAAAGUGGUCAUGGCAAAAAGUGAAGCUGAAAUUUAUAAGGAUCGAUCAUUAUGCACUUGUAAUACUUCUUGGUAGAAUUUUGCCUUAGUAUAUUCAUGUUAAGGAACGGAUAUUAGAAGACUAAGAGGCUUCCGAGAGUAUUUUUUUUUUUGAAAUAGUGGGUAAAGAUUCCUUGUAUAAAUUAUUAAGUGGAUUGCAAACACUUGAUGCGUUUUUGCUAGAUAAACUGUUUGAUAAUUACUAGAUUAUUGUGUUUUUGUUAUGAUCGCAGUGUAAACACUUACUGGAGGUAAUUGUUCUUAGCGGAGAAGUGCAAAAACCGAUAAAGAAAACUUGCUAAUUAUUUGUUAGUUAGACCGCAUUUCUCAGACUGAUGAGCAUUUCUCUUUUCGUUUUUGUAAAACAAGCUCUGACUGUUCGUCUUCUGACCAGAAGAUUCAUUGGCGAAUACGACAGCUCCCUUGGUAAGAUUUUACAAUAAAAUAUUCAGAUACGUUGAUUGGUUUUAGCUUACACUUGAAAAGCUACCACAGAUAUGUAACAGACCUGCUGCUGAUGUAAGGAAAUGCAUGGGAAUUUUUUAUCAUUGUCGACAUAAUGGCAUUAGUGCAUUUGAAACGGCAUACAGCCCAUACACCUGUGGAGAACACGAUAUAUGCCGAUGAUGUAUUUUAUUUUGUUUUCCUAACUGAAGAGUGUCAGGAAUUCGAGAAUAGAUCAAGAAUAAUAGAAUGACUUUCAAAAUGGAUUUAUGUUAAGUAAGAAAGUGACCUUAUUGAGUUGUGUUGGAUUGAUCUUUAAAAGAGGGCGCUAUGUCUGGAUACAAGGGCAUUUCUCUCUUUUGCAAUCACAACUGGCGAAAAGAUUUACCCCGUGUUUGUCGUCAUUAAAAUUGAGACAUCUGACUCGCAAUCUCCGCGCGACAACCUGCAUACUUUUUGCAUAUUUUUAUGCAUUGCGCAAAAACAAUGCUCAGCUGCGUUCUCUGAAGAUAGAUUUCACAACUAAGUUCCUUAUGGCCCAAAGCACAAUUACCAAAUUUGGACUCAAAGCUCUCAGCACUUGCCGAUUUCCUACGUAAAUUGACGAGGCUUUGUUUUAUGUGAGUGUAACUCCUCAAGAAAGUGGCAGGUCUCUUAUAAAUCAUGUCAACAGUAUAAGCUAUAUAAUAAGUGUCCCUUCUUGAGUUCCGUAUUGAAGUUCAUUCAGUUCAAACAGUCGAAUGUACUACUCGAUCAGAGAACAUUUUAAGCACACCUUAAGAACAACUCAAUGGCCCUUAUCAGGAGAACACGUUCUCUUGCCCUUAAGUAUGCAAGAUUACAUGUACGUCAGAUGAACGAAUUCAUCACCAAGCCUCGCUUGCGGGGGAAAUUCUUCACAUCUGCAGUUUUUGUGCAUGAGACUUCUUUCAACUCUUCUGCCGGGCAUUCGGAAAAUUCAUUUAUGCAACACUUCGCUAAUUUACAUUUUCAAAACGAAACAGAGUUGACGAAGUUUUCUCGUCUUACGUGGACAUACAUAAAGGUUAUUCUUGAUUCGAACUGCCUUAACUCAAUCGGUAUACUCCGCUUACUAGACUUGGUUCAUUUGCCACAUAUGCUAUACAAAAGCAAUGCUCAAUUGUGAAAGGGCGCCGUAAAAUCGUCCGGGGAGUACAAUUCACCUCGCCUCGCCUCUAAAGUGGUAAUCGAGAGCUAGGAAUCUUUCAAGCACUUCCUCUUCCAAAAAAGGUUUUUCCACUAGCUGUCCUGAAAUGAAUCAUGUGUCGGUGGGAAAAUUCAACUCGAAAUGAAUUGAAACUACACGAAUACUAUUCUAGGGCGAUCGUAGCCCUAGCUGGUUAAGUUAAAAAAUCUCCCUUGUAUAAUCAUCUCUAACGUUUGAGCGCUCUCUUCUACGGUAAUUUUGUUCCACUAGGAGACUGGGAAGAUGAAAAAAAAAAGCUUUGUUGAUUUUUUUUUUCUUUUUGUCACUUAACUUCUGUUGUGAAGCCUGCUACACCGGUUAUUCCAGGACAUACAUACUCCUAUUGUUUUACCCGGCAAUGCUACGGUUAAUAGCUCUUUCGGUACUUAAUUCUUGUUCUUUAAUUCCUUUAUAGAGGCUGGUGGACAUAGGGUAGAAUUAAUACUUAUAGCGUGUCUAAGUAGCGUUCUCAUACGUUCCAAAACGUUUCUUUUCAGAAUCGAUAUACAGACAUUUUUUUGAACUGGAAGGAGAACACAUUUUAGUCGAUAUCAUGGACACUGCUGGCAAGGUAACGAAAUCAAGAAACUAUCAAGGUGGACUCUAAAAGACAAUUUAUUUUUCCAUGCGGGCUUCAGUUCUUUUAAAUUUUCCUUCCCCCCGGCCCUCGGAAUAGUUUUCAGUUGACUGGGCCGGGUUUCAAAAGCUAGGUUAAGAUAACCCAGAGUUAGGGGGAGAUUUCAUUUAGACUGCUGAAGAAAGCUUAAAAAGCAAAUUCCGUUAAAUUCUUCUUGUCUACAAUUUGAUUAUUGUCAUUUUUUGAUACUCUCAAAAGAAAAGAGAAAAUUAACUGAGAAAGAGCUUUUGAACAAAAGAAAAAGAAACCUGGAUUAUAAUUUAACCCGGGGUUAACACUAAUCGGCCUUUGAACAAUGGGCCUUAGUCUGGCGCGCGGCCAAACAGUAUAAGCAUUUCUUUGUAAAACUAUAUUGAUGUCUAGCCCACAAAUCCCUAGCAUAUUCCAAUCGAUCAGUAUAUUGUCUAUUAGGAUCCAAAUCACUAUAUAACUUUCUAACCUUUCCCGAAAUGAAUAAAAGUCAUUUUCUUUGAAAUAAUUUUCUUUGUCCCCACAUUUCUUUUAAGAAAGCCAAAUGCUUUGACUGGGUCUCAAAGAUCCGUAUGGCAUUAAUGUUGGGGAUUUAUCCUAAGUGUCAGAGGUUUCUUUCUUACAAUUAUUUCCUGAUGGUUCGCGAUAAGCCGCGAGCGUGAGCAGCGAGCAGCGCGGACAGAGAGGCGCGAGGCGCCGAGAAAACCGUGAGCUCCGUUUCUUUCAUCCCAAGUAAGUUAAGAACGAACUUCUGGUGAAAGGGUAUAUGGUAUAAAAUUAUCCAACUAAAUUCGAAUUCUUAUCAUUUCUUUUGACAGAACACAGAGGAAAAACUAGCUCAGUGUUCCUCUUUCGGAAACCUUUUUCUCCUGCUUUUUUCCAUCACCGAUAGAUCAUCUUUCGAGGAGAUCGAAAGUCUUGGACGGUUUAUCAGAGAAACAAAAACCCACGGAGAAUACAGCAUCGUGGUAGUCGGAACAAAACUAGACUUACGUGAUUACCGAGCGGUUUCCGAAGAUGAGGGUCACGUGGUUGCAAAUAAACUCGGAGGAACUUACUUUGAGACUUCCAGCGCGGAUAGCUACGAAGGCAUCGAGAGGCUUUUUAGUUAUUCAAUAAAAUCUCAUUUAAAGUCAAGGUUCUUUGACCCGGAGAGGAACAGAAGAGUAGUGGGACUGAAGAAACUAAGAGAUGGCCUCCUUUUGCGGACAAAGUCAUUGUACAGAAGUCGAGGCAUGACAUUCUAA
Molecule: messenger RNA, 16102 nt
Organism: Porites lobata
Lineage: Eukaryota; Metazoa; Cnidaria; Anthozoa; Scleractinia; Poritidae
Source: the annotation of a GenBank genome assembly